UGGAAAGCCGUUUUCAGUUUUAAUAGAAUUUUAAAACACUCUACAUUCCGUCUCGCGACUAAGUGCUGUGCUGACUGCCGUUUAUUGUGCGGCGCAGGGUGAGCUUCUCAGCGGUUGAUGGAAUAUGCUGAACUCCGCACUCUGGCUGAGGGAGGCCUGCAUGAAUAACACAACAGGCUGCUGUGGCUCCGCUGCGCCGAGCACAAAAGGCUGAGGGAAAAUCCUCCGCUCCAAAAAAUCCCGUCGAUCUGAGAAUGCAACUUGGAUGGCAAAAGCUUGUUUUCAUACUCACAGUGCUUCCUUGCUGCUGGAGUUUACACGUUUCUAUCCCACAAAAGGAAUAUAAGGUUGCAAAAGGCAAAGAUACUACAUUGACUUGUUCUUUUCAACCUGCUACUCCUGUGGUGAACAACCUUAUCCUCACAUGGGACGCUUACCCUGAUGUUAAGGGUAACCCACUGAAAACGGUAGCAAGCUAUUUCCUCAACAGUCCCGUUGACAUUUCACCUGCUUAUGAAGACAGAGUCUCGCUGGAGGUUAACGUCGCCAGUGGGACGAGCACACUCCACUUUACCAAAGCGACCAUGCAGGACAACCGAACUUUCCAGUGCAGUGUCAAAAUACCAGGUGACAGUGAGGGAACAACUGCUGCCUCCACUUUCCUCCUGGUCCUCGAGCCUCCGUCUCCACCAAUCUGCAAGCUUCAGGGGAAAGCAGAGUAUUUUCACAACAUCUCAAUCACAUGCCUGUCUGAAGAGGGAUCCCCACGACCAGUUUAUCAGUGGACAAGCUACAGUGUUGAAAACAUUCCCAGACAGUUUCCACCUAAGACAACUGAAAAGGAUGGAAUUGUAUCCCUCUUCAAUAUUUCAAGAGAGACAUCUGGAUUCUUCAUAUGCAAAUCAGAAAACGAAAUUGGCUCUGCCAGCUGCAACUUCACCUUAGCUGUGAUGGCUAGCAGCAUGAACAUGGGGUCUACUGGAAUUAUAAUUGGAGGGGUCUUAGCAGGUAUAGUAGUUGCGGGGGUUAUCAUCUUUUGUUGCUGCCGGAGGAAGGGGAAAAAGGACAAAUAUACUGAGGGUUCUUUAGGAGGAAUGGAGUUUCACGACAAAGAUGGUGGUGAAGCUGGAAGGCAGUACAUGGAUGACAAAUCAAACAGCGAGAAAAACCAGGCUGAUUCAUAUGAAGACAAAGAUGUUGUUCCUCAAAGCAAUUACAGCACAGGAGGAGCACAACAAACGUUUGAUGAUGAUCAGCACAACUUUAUUAGUGGUAAAGAGAGAUAUGAGGGAAAGGGCAGUGAUGUUGGCUCUCAGCAUUACCCUGACGAUCAGCAUGGUAGCUAUCGUGGAAGUCGUGAUCAUCUCGAUGAUCAGCGCAAGCACUCUGGAAGUCGUGAUCGCCUUGACGAUCAACGUGAUCGCUAUGGGAGUCGUGAUCGCCUUGAUGAUAACCGUGACCGCAACGGGAGUCGUGAUCGCCUCGAUGAUAACCGUGACCGCAACGGGAGUCGUGAUCGCCUCGAUGAUAACCGUGACCGCUACGGGAGUCGUGAUCGCCUCGAAGAUAACCGUGACCGCUACGGGAGUCGUGAUCGCCUCGAAGAUAACCGUGAUCGCUAUGGGAGUCGUGAUCGCCUCGACGAUAACCGUGACCACUAUGGUAGUCGUGAUCGCCUCGACGAUAACCGUGACCGCUAUGGUAGUCGUGAUCGCCUUGAUGAUAAUCGUGACAACUAUGGUAGGCGCGAUCGAUUUGAUAAUCAGCGUGAUCACUAUGGAAGUCGGGAUCGCCUUGAUGAUCGGCGAGACCGUUAAAGCGAUAGUUGAGAUCACUUUUAAGAUCAUAGUGAUUGCUAUCGUAGAAGUCAAGAUGAUCUUAAUGACUAAUUCAGUCACUAUGAUGGCAUCUGAGUUCGACUUGAAAACAGUGACUAAUCAUGAGUUACUUAUAACUGUUCAGAAAAUCUUUUUGUCUAUCAUACAUGCAAUGUUUUGUAUCUAAUUUCUUGUCUGUAUCUUUGAAGGAACAAUCCUGCACCUCUGGUGACAAAAAUGUACAUUUAUGGGAAAAGCCAUCACACUUUCGGCCAGAUUAAGCCUGGUACACACAUAACGAUUUUUUUAAUCUUUGGGGGUUUUUUUAUCUGGUCGAGACCUUACACAUGAAGAUAAAA
Melanotaenia boesemani (Boeseman's rainbowfish) is the source of this 2176-nucleotide messenger RNA. RefSeq names its product cell surface A33 antigen-like. Gene Ontology annotation, cellular component: plasma membrane. NCBI's taxonomy places the organism in Eukaryota, Metazoa, Chordata, Actinopteri, Atheriniformes, Melanotaeniidae. The coding region runs from base 255 to 1817 and encodes 520 amino acids. The record is from RefSeq and is a predicted model, not a curated record. The transcript has 8 exons.